AUGCAGUUCUUCGGGGUGAUCCUUACCAUAGGCUUGGGCAUUUUCUGCUCGAUCAGCGAAUCGGAGGGCCAUGGCAUGAUGUUGAAUCCGGCCGGGAGGUCUUCACGAUGGCGCUACGAUUCGACGGCGCCCACAAAUUACGAUGAUAACGCCUUAUAUUGCGGUGGUUUAUGGAAACAAACCCAAAACGGUGGCAACUGUGGACUUUGUGGAGAUGAUUGGAGCUUGGAGCAGCCGCGCCCCAACGAGCUGGGCGGAAAAUAUGGCAGUGGAGUGAUCGUGAAAAGCUACGCCGGAGUGACGGAGGCAGACAUUAGUGUUAGGAUUACGGCAAAUCACCUGGGCUAUUUUCGGUUCCACAUCUGCAACUUGGAUGAAAACGGCAGCGAGUCGGAAAACUGCUUCAACCAGUAUCCCCUGAACUUCACCGAUGGCGGCCAGAAGUACAACAUCAACUCAACCACAGGCGACAUCCCAGUGACCGUGAAACUCCCCACCGAUCUCAACUGCAUCCACUGCGUUCUGCGCUGGACCUACACGGCGGGAAACAAUUGGGGAGUGUGUGAAGAUGGAUCCGGGGCCAUGGGCUGCGGUGACCAGGAAACCUUUGUAAACUGCGCCGACAUCAGUGUACUGUCCUCGGCGAGAAGCAUCCUUAAGGAGGUGCCAGUGGAAGUGGCGGAAACUGUUUGAAACGUUGUCCUCCU
Molecule: messenger RNA, 707 nt
Organism: Drosophila biarmipes
Lineage: Eukaryota; Metazoa; Arthropoda; Insecta; Diptera; Drosophilidae
Exons: 2
Coding region: 1-693 (230 amino acids)
Source: RefSeq, a predicted model, not a curated record